Molecule: messenger RNA, 925 nt
Organism: Salvia hispanica
Lineage: Eukaryota; Viridiplantae; Streptophyta; Magnoliopsida; Lamiales; Lamiaceae
Product: cystic fibrosis transmembrane conductance regulator
Source: RefSeq, a predicted model, not a curated record
CUUCAACGUCUGCAAUAAUAUAAACUUGAUAAACAAUAACAAUAACUGUGUGCCACCUAUUAAUCUUCAUUAUUCAAUUUGCAUAGUUUAUUUUGUGUGUGAAAAAUCAAGUGUGUCUAUCGUCAUAUAGCGUGAGGAGACAGAUGGAAUCCCACCAGAAAACCCCAAACCACAAGCCAAGAUUUGAGCUUUUUCAUAUUCCUUACAUUUAUAAGUGAGCUACCCUUUCUCUCUCUGAGUAGUAGACCAAAAAUUGGAAUACAUCGUUUUUGGUUGGCGGAUUGAAUCAGCUCAACCCCCCUUCGAAAUUCGAUUGUAAGCUGAUUUUUUUGCUGCCUGGAAAAAAUGGUGGGGAUUUUCUCAAGAUUUUCUGGCAGAGGUAGCCAUCGCCGCACUCAAAGUUCUCUUGAUGAAAGGGGAGUAUUGCCUUGUAGCACAGAUGCUCCAACCACUGCUAUCUUGUCGACAGCUACGUCUGCUGUUCCCCAUGGGAUUGAAGUAGCAGUUGAGUUUAAGCCCGUUGAACAUCCAAGUGAGCCUCUCGACAGUGACCAACCUAUCCUCUGUCCACAACCCGAGCCUUCCAUUCUUAAUGAUGGAAGGAUCUGGAAGGAAAGAGCAUCGUCAGGUGUAUCCCGAAGGGUGGAGACCCCGGUUUUGGAGGAACAGAUCGACAGCGAACCCGAGACUCCAAGAACGAAGCCUCAGCCUCCUCGACGCAUUCUGCCAUCUAUGAGUGCUCCCGAGCACAACAUCCUCAAAUUGCUGGAAGAGUGUAAUGCAUCUGGAAUAAGCUUCAAUACUUGAUCAAUAUCAACAACCUUUCUUUUUAUUUUUGUAUAAAAACCUUCACCUUGUUGUUUUACCUUGUCAAAGUGGUUUUAUAGAUUGAUUACUGGUGAAUUUGAAAAGUGAAUUUGAUUAA